Messenger RNA from Lycium ferocissimum, 1276 nucleotides. Its product is annotated as ethylene-response factor C3-like. Gene Ontology annotation, molecular function: DNA binding; DNA-binding transcription factor activity. The record is from RefSeq and is a predicted model, not a curated record. Gene Ontology annotation, biological process: ethylene-activated signaling pathway; regulation of DNA-templated transcription. The coding region runs from base 115 to 900 and encodes 261 amino acids. The transcript has a single exon. Lineage: Eukaryota; Viridiplantae; Streptophyta; Magnoliopsida; Solanales; Solanaceae.
ACCUAAUACUACUUCCCUUUUCCUCAUCCGGUGCCCUCCUGCAUAUAAAUAAUCUAAGCUACUCCACAACUUUGAGACUCUCUUGACAACCCAAAAAUACUAAAAGGUAAAAAGAUGUCAAGCAACUCAAGCCCACUAGAGAUAGACACUAUUACAUUUUUACAUUCCAACUUCUUCUUCUUCCAAGAUGAUCAAUCACCAACACCAUGGAAUAAUGACCUUCUCUUCAAUGAUCCAUUUCUUGAUGAUGAUCAAUAUUCACCAAUUAUAGAAUAUGAUCAUCAUCAAGAAGUACUUGUAGAAUCCUCAAACACUACAACUACAUCAAAAGCAAGUAUUAGCCAAAAUAGUCCUGAUCAAUAUUCACCAAAUAUAGAAUAUGAUCAUCAUGAAGAAGUUCUUGUAGAAUCCUCAAACACUACAACUACAUCAAAAGCAAGUAGUAGCCGAAAUAGUCAUGAUCAAGAAGAAGUAACAUCCCAAGAGAAACAAGAAGAAGAAGAUCAAGAAAAACACUAUAUUGGGGUUAGAAAAAGGCCAUGGGGUAAAUAUGCGUCCGAAAUUAGGGAUUCGACGAGAAAUGGGAUUAGGGUUUGGCUAGGAACAUUCGAUACUGCUGAAGAAGCUGCUUUAGCUUAUGAUCAAGCUGCAUUAUCAAUGAGAGGUCCUUGGUCACUUCUCAAUUUUCCAAUUGAAAAAGUUAAACAAUCACUUCAAAAAAUUGAGUAUACUUGUAAAGAUGGAUUAUCUCCAGCUGCUGUUCUUAAAGCUACUCAUAAAACAAGAAGAGUGAAGCAUAAGAGAAGUAGUAGAAAGAAGAAGAAAAAUUUAGAAAAUGUUCUUGUGUUUGAGGACUUGGGAGUUGAGUUAUUAGAAGAGCUUUUAAUGAGUUCAUCAUAGUACUAUAUUAAUAAUUAUUAUCGAGUCGAAAAUAAUGGGUUUGAUUUUCGUUAGAAACGGGUAAUUAAUUGUCUUUGAUCAUUCUCAAUUAGUUUUUAUUGCUGAGUUAUUAAUUACUCGCUAUCUGGCCGGAAAAGAUGAUUCGAAAAUUGAUUCCGUCAGCAGGAAAUAAUAACAACACUGGAUGGAAGACAAUCAGGAUCACACUAUGUAUGAGUUUGUAAAGUUGCUCUUUUUUAUUUUCUUUAUUUUUGAAUUCUGGGUUUCUUGACGAAUUUAGAGUUUAGUUUUAAGAAGAGCUUUUGAUGACCUGUUAUCUCAGAAAUAAUGUUUCGACUUGUUAGUUCGUACAUAUAAAUUUGUCUUUUUUAUUUAA